AUGGACAGUAAGCCCGAAAACGACCUUGAAGUCGGUGAAAGAAGUGUCCAUAGUCAAUGCAAGGGAACUAAAGGAACGUUGCUCAAGAAAAGAUCAAAAGAUGAAGAUAACUGUAGGAGCGCUCCCGCUCAUCAGAACUCGAAGGUGAAAUUGCGGACGAGGCGAUAUAGGAACGCUAACAAAGCUGCAGCGCAUUUUAGGUUAGUGGUGAGAUUACUACCGCCAAACCUAACGGAAGGCGAGUUUUACAACACUCUCUCGCCCAUAGCAGACAAUGAGUACCUCAAUCAAAAUGUUGACGAGCGAUACUUCGCAGCUGGUCACUAUUCAAAAAACCCAUUCAAACUACCGACAUAUUCGCGUGCUUAUUUAUCAUUUUACGAUAUGCAUAAACUCCAGGAUUUUGCUAAAAAGUUGAGUGUCGUGAAGUUUGUGGAUGACAGGGACACUGCAAUGGUUCCCACAUUAACGACCACCCCAUUCGUAAAGAAGCUUUUUACUGAGGAAAGCAAGGGAAUGCAGAAAUCCAAGGCUAAACUUGAAGGUACUUUGAGCAGUGAUAAGGUAUUUCAGACAUUCUUGAAAUCCUGGCAACUCAUGGAGCAAGAUAAAGAAAAAUAUGGUUAUUCCGAACUAAGUGUCAUAAGCUCGUUGGAAAGAGGUUUGCUCAAAGAAAAAGAGCUCAAAAAACGCAUUAAAAAGCAGAGUGAACGAGCAAUUGUCGAGCUGGCUGGAGAUAUAAGGAAGGAUAAAAAGUCAAAGAAAAAUAAUAAGCAAAAGAAGAACAAAACAGAUGAAUCAAGCGGGGAGAAGAAGAAGAAGAGUAAAAAGAAGAAAAGCCAUCCUGCUGCAGACCAAAACAAGAACAAUAUCGUGAUUAUAGAAGCCGCAGGAAGAAGAGAGUUACUGAGGAGAGAAAGGCUCAAGAAAAAGGCAGAGAGAAAAGAGAAGCAAACUCUUUCAACUAAUGAGAAAGGCAGUAAUCAAGUGAAAACGAAAACUCCGGGAGAAGAGGACACAAAGAAGCAAGAGAAAAAGAACAAGAACGCAAAAAAGAACAAGAAAUCAAAGCUACAAAAAAAAGACGCGAAGGAGUCAAAAAAGGAAGAUAAAGACUCCUCAGAAGGUGACAACAAUAAGACCAAACAAAAACCUAAGAUCAAGGUUCUGAGAAAGCCUUCAAAUAGCUUGACAUGA
This is a messenger RNA of Lachancea fermentati, 1197 nucleotides long. The record is from the annotation of a GenBank genome assembly. Lineage: Eukaryota; Fungi; Ascomycota; Saccharomycetes; Saccharomycetales; Saccharomycetaceae.